AUGUUUAGACUUGUCAAUGGACGCACUCAACGUUCUAACCUUAACAAGUUGGUAAGACCACCCAGAACAACAAUACCACAAAGCCUUUGUAGUUACUCUACAAAGUCAGAAAGUAUAAAUGCAAAUGUUAGACCAAAACCAGAUAUUGUUCUAGAUGAGAUUGCCACUUACGUUCACGAUAAGAAAAUUGUGUCGCCAUUGGCUUUCGAGACUGCUAAGUUAUGUUUCCUCGAUGCUCUAGGCUGUGGUUUAGCUUCAUUGAAGUAUAACAAAGUUCAAGAUAUUAUCAAACCCAUUGUUCCAAAUAUGAUUGUUCCUAACGGUACAAAAGUUUUAGGUACUAAAUAUGAAAUGGAUCCCGUUAAAGGUGCCUUUGCUAUUGGAACCAUGAUUCGGUGGUUAGAUUUUAAUGAUUGUUGGUUGGCUAAAGAGUGGGGGCAUCCUUCUGAUAAUUUAGGUGGUAUAUUAGCUGUUGCUGACUACUCUUCAAGAUUAUUUAAAGCAACUGAUGGGAAAGAAGGUAAGAGGUUUACUGUUAAUGAUAUAUUAGAAGGGAUGAUUAAAGCGCAUGAAAUCCAAGGUGUAAUUGCAUUGGAUAAUUCAUUUAACGAAGUUGGAUUAGACCAUGUUGCGCUUGUCAAAAUUGCAACAACUGCUGUGGUUUCUCAAAUGUUAGGGUUAUCUAAGGAUGAAACAAUUGCUGCAGUGUCUCAUGCUUUUGUCGAUGGACAAUCCUUAAGAACGUAUCGUCAUGCUCCAAAUACCGGUUCAAGGAAAUCAUGGGCCGCCGGUGAUGCUGUGUCAAAGGCUGUCAAUAUAGCUUACAUGGUGAAGAAUGCUGGUAUUGAGACAAUUCCUUCCGUAUUGACAGCUCCAAAAUGGGGGUUCUACGACGUCUUAUUCAAAGGAAAACCAUUUUUGUUUUCUCAGAGAAAGAAUUUCGACUCCUAUGUCAUGGAAAAUAUUUUGUUUAAGAUCUCAUUCCCUGCUGAAUUCCAUGCCCAAACUGCUGUGGAAGCUGCCCUAACCGCUAAUAAACGUUUGAAAGAUAUGGGGAAAUCUUUCAAGGAUAUCAAAUCAGUUCGUAUUAGAACCCAGGAACCCGCAAUGAGAAUAAUUGACAAAUCAGGUCCAUUAUACAAUUAUGCUGAUAGAGAUCACUGUAUUCAAUAUAUGGUAACAAUUCCACUCAUCCAAGGUAGGUUGGAAGCUGAUGACUACAUGGAUGCUGUUGCAUUGGAACCUGAGGUUGACUCCUUGAGAAGCAAGAUUUAUUGCGUCAAAGACGAACAAUUCACUAAAGAUUAUUAUGAUCCAAACAAAAGGGCUAUUCCAAAUGCUCUGUUGGUAGAAUUAAAUGAUGGGACGGUCUUAGAUGAAAUCAUUGUUGAAUAUCCUAUUGGGCAUAGGUUCAGAAGAGAGGAAGGUGUUCCAUUGUUGGUUGAAAAAUUCCAAAGACAUCUCUCAGCUCACUACAUCAAUUCACCUGAAAAGGCCCACACUAUUUUUAAUGCAAGUUUAAAUCCAGGCCUAGCUGACUUACCCAUUGAUGAAUAUGUGGAUUUAUAUUAA
This is a messenger RNA of Naumovozyma castellii, 1572 nucleotides long. RefSeq names its product putative 2-methylcitrate dehydratase (gene PDH1). The coding region runs from base 1 to 1572 and encodes 523 amino acids. The transcript has a single exon. The record is from RefSeq and is a predicted model, not a curated record. NCBI's taxonomy places the organism in Eukaryota, Fungi, Ascomycota, Saccharomycetes, Saccharomycetales, Saccharomycetaceae.